Molecule: messenger RNA, 856 nt
Organism: Patiria miniata (bat star)
Lineage: Eukaryota; Metazoa; Echinodermata; Asteroidea; Valvatida; Asterinidae
Product: cytochrome c oxidase subunit 5A, mitochondrial-like
Exons: 4
Coding region: 109-552 (147 amino acids)
Biological process (GO): mitochondrial electron transport, cytochrome c to oxygen
Cellular component (GO): mitochondrial inner membrane
Source: RefSeq, a predicted model, not a curated record
GAGCCGGCCGCGCCGGCCGGCCAGGUUCAAAGGUCACCGCAAGUGAAUUCGCCGGUUGUGUGGAUUUUCCAGCGUUUUGCACGUAAUUUCUACACACCAAAAACCACAAUGUAUCGACGAGUAAUAUCGAGUGUUGUGAGCAAGACAAGAACGGUGAUUAGUCUUCAGGCUUGUAGUCGACCUGUUGUUGCAUCAAGGAGUUACUCAUCCAAGAAGGAGGAGACGGACGAGCAGUUUGAUGCCCGGUGGGAGGCCUACUUCAACCGUCCAGAAAUCGAUGACUGGGAGCUCCGACGAGGCCUGAAUGAGCUUCAUGGCCAUGACUUGGUCCCCGAACCUAAGAUCGUUGCUGCCGCUCUGAAGGCGUGCCGACGUCUGAACGACAGCGCCAUGGCUGUACGCGUCCUUGAAGCGGUUAAGGACAAGGCCGGAAGUCACAAGAACAUCUAUCCCUACAUGGUUCAAGAGCUCCGUCCCACCCUAGAUGAGUUAAGCAUCAAUACUCCGGAAGAGCUCGGCCUAGACAAACCACUGGAAGACAAGAUUAUGUAGCUAGACUGGUGCCAUUACAAGAUGAAUUGAUGGUCCUGAAUUCCUGUACCUACAUCACCACACUGUGACAUCAUGUGCAAUGCUCUGGUGGCAGCUUGGUACCAGACCGUUCCAUUCGAUUGGCUUCAACUUAAAAUGCAUGAUCUAUGCAAUGGGGAACACAAAAAAACUUUGAUUUCAGAUACAACCACAACUUAACUCGUUACUUAAUUCUUUCUAAGUAUCUUGCAAUAUCAGUCAGGUUUUUUUUUUCUUUGCAACUAAAAUGAUUGACAGCUGACAAAAUAAACGUAAUUAAAAUAUU